This is a messenger RNA of Heterocephalus glaber (naked mole-rat), 830 nucleotides long. It is a transcript of the gene Sdhaf4, whose product is annotated as succinate dehydrogenase complex assembly factor 4. Gene Ontology annotation, biological process: mitochondrial respiratory chain complex II assembly. Gene Ontology annotation, cellular component: mitochondrion. The record is from RefSeq and is a predicted model, not a curated record. NCBI's taxonomy places the organism in Eukaryota, Metazoa, Chordata, Mammalia, Rodentia, Bathyergidae.
GCUGCCCCGCCCCACUUUUCCUCCGCUGCGCUUGUGCAGACACCUCAGGACGCUGCAUCAUGAUGGUAUCCAGGCUCGCGGGUUUACUUGGCCGAGUCCACGCCACCCCUUGGAGAGCGGCAAGGUCACCCCCACUCUGUCAUUCUGUGAGGAAAAGCAGCUCCUCUCUAGGGGGGAAGGCUGAGCCCGCCACACCACCCCUCAAGAAGCCCAAGCUCCCGCUCGGUCGUUUUGAUGCCCCCGAGGGUUCUCAUCUGGACCAUGAGCCACUUACGAAAUUCCCAGAUGAUGUUAAUCCAGUUACCAAAGAAAAAGGUGGACCCAGGGGCCCAGAACCUACGCGAUAUGGAGAUUGGGAACGGAAAGGGCGCUGUAUUGAUUUUUAAGACAUAUUCUUUAACUUCAUUGUCAUUCUCUGCACGUGUACAUCUGAAUUUCGUAUUUCAGAUUAUGUUCUUUCUUUUCUAUCCUUUAAGUUAUCAUGUGAGUGUGUGAAUGUGUAAGUGGAGAUUGAACCGAGGACCUUGCACGCUAGGCAAGUGCACUGAGCUACAUCCUCAGCCCUAACUCAUCUAAUUUCUGUAAUGUGUUUAAAAAUAUACAUGAUGACUUUGGAGGAAAACACACUUCUGUAAAUUAGGAAAAGAAAAACUUUUACAUGAGGACAUAUUAACAUUAACAAAUAUACUGGGGUAUGUAAAGGAUUAUUAGAACUGUAAACCUCUACUUCAUAAUUUUUUAAUUUAAUGAGUUGCUUGUAAAAUGUAUGUGUAAAUAAAAACUUUAAGUGAUUAUGUUGCUGUCAGCUAGGUUAACGCUGGCUUUUAAAA